UUAACACGUCCAAUGGCCUGUCUGGUGCUAAUAAGUUCUCCAUGCUGUGGUGGAGAGCACACUGGACGGGACAGUGCUGCACGGGGGACUCCGUCGACAGCGGCCGCCUGCUCCUCUCUCCGCACACUUCCACACAAAGAGACACCUCCGGGCUUCCCGAGCCGUCACCUUCAGGGAGCUGGCUGCCCCGCCAUGAAAUAAAACCAAAAAAAUAUCCGGGCAUGAGCACACUGCAGUCGAGGUGAUCAUUGAAUGUGAACACUGGGAGAUAUCAACAUCAAGAGGAGCGCACAAGAGAGAGAGAGAGAGGGCCAUGCACAGACACUCUGCCGCUUUGUAAUCGGCCGACGUCGCGGUGCGUGUGCCUGUGUGUGCGUGUGCGCGUGUGUGUGUGCGUGUGUGAGUGUGUUCUCGGCGUUUUCUCCGAAACAUGGAAUGACCAAAUCCCGCUGGAUUAUUUGAUGGGGCUGCUCAGAGUCAUGAUGCCGCCCAAGUUUCAGCUUCUGGCGCUGCUGGCUUUCGCAGUGGCCAUGUUCUUCCUGGAGAACCAGAUCCAGAAGCUGGAGGAGUCCCGGGGAAAGCUCGAGCGGGCCAUCGCCAGACACGAGGUACGAGAGAUUGAGCAGCGGCACACGCAGGAUGGGCUGCGGGAGCGAGAGGCGCCGGCGUCGGCGCUGUCCGAGAGCGAAGACGUGGUCAUCAUCUACAACCGCGUGCCCAAGACGGCCAGCACCUCCUUCACCAACAUUGCCUACGACCUUUGCGGGAAGAACCACUACCACGUCCUGCACAUCAACACGACCAAGAACAACCCCGUCAUGUCCAUACAGGACCAGGUCCGGUUUGUGAAGAACGUGACUGAAUGGAGGGAAAUGAAGCCGGCCUUCUACCACGGACACGUCUCCUUCCUCGACUUCACCAAGUUUGGGGUUAAGAGGAAGCCCAUCUACAUCAACGUGAUCCGGGACCCCAUUGAAAGGCUGGUGUCCUACUAUUACUUCCUGCGUUUUGGAGAUGACUACCGGCCCGGCCUAAGACGCAGGAAGCAAGGAGACAAGAAGACAUUUGAUGAAUGUGUAUCGGCUGGAGGCUCAGACUGCGCCCCUGAGAAACUCUGGCUCCAGAUCCCUUUUUUCUGCGGCCACUACUCUGAAUGCUGGAAUGUGGGCAGUCACUGGGCGCUGGAGCAGGCCAAGUACAACCUGGUGAAUGAGUACCUCCUGGUUGGAGUCACCGAGGAGCUGGAGGACUUUGUCAUGAUGCUGGAGGCGGCGCUGCCCCGCUUCUUCAAAGGAGCCACUGAGCUUUACAAAACAGGGAAGAAAUCCCACCUGAGGAAGACCAGCGAGAAGAAGCCGCCCACUAAAGAGUCCAUCGCCAAGCUGCAGCAGUCGGCCAUCUGGAAGAUGGAGAACGAGUUUUAUGAGUUUGCUCUGGAGCAGUUCCAGUUCGUCAGGGCCCAUGCUGUCAGGGAAAAGGACGGUGAACUCUACCUGCUGGCGCAAAACUUCUUCUACGAGAAGAUCUACCCCAAAAAUUAAGAGACGCGCACUCUGGGAUAGAGUUUGGAGUCGUUUGGGUGAAGGAAGACUAUUUAGAGGCUUAGUGGUGCACGGGGAAGAAAGGGACGAAGACUACUGAUGACUGUACGGCUGGCUCGCACGGACGAUUGAGAAGGCGAGGUGAAGCUGUGGGCCAGUCCUGGAUGUGACUUGUGUAUUCAUGUCUGUGCCAGCCAGCUGGACCCAGAGGUCGAGUUUCCUCCUCUUCCUCCUCCUUCGUCCGCUGUGUCAGCAGGUUGUGCUCCCUGCGGCUCCCAGGCCACGACUCCCUUUCGCCGCCGUGUCAAAGGUCGUCGGUGCAGAGGAGUCGGCAGACAUGUGGCCGGAGACGGCGCGGCCCCCGCGGCCGGUCACACCGCCACUCCUCCUGAUUGGUCACGCGACUGCUGUUUUCCGAUCCAGACGAAACGUUUUCAUUGGCUGUGUUCUGUUUGGUUGUGUUUUGGUAGUAUUUUAACUCUAAUUUGAUUGUCUUUUCUACGUAAAGACGGUGACAAGUCCCAAGGUGAAAAAAACCACAUCUCCAUGCCUCACCGGUACAACUAACUUAAAAGAAAUUUUACAUGUGAGAAAACUGACUACUGUGCUCUGUUACUGGACUUGAACAAGAACUUUUGAGGUUUUUAUGAAGUUAAAAUCCUGUGAACAAAGACUAUUUACUGGGGCAGGCGUGUGUGUGUUUUAUACUGUACUCGAUGUAUUUGUUUUAUUAAUCUUGUAAAUGUGCAGCCUUGCCCGGGGGGGGUUCCUUGCUAAUGAAGGAAGUGUUUACACAUGAUGAUGUUAUUAAACUGUGGAAGAACACGAUGGCGAUGAUGCUGCUGCUGCUGUAAAUAUUUACUAAUUUUGGUCCAUUUAAUUUCUAGCAAGCUGGUUAUAGAAUUAACAUAUUUAUACUGUUGUAACAGCCUCGGUAAAAUAACAGCAUUUAUCAGUUUGUGCAUUUCUUUCAUUAAUUUUUCAGCAACUUUUUUUUUUGUUUUGUCUUUUUUCCAUUGUAUAGCCACAGUGAAAAACAUGUCUGUCAACUAAUAUGCUGCUCUGCUGCUACAAACUGCUGUUUUCUUUGCGAUUGUCUGCACAAAAGAUAUAUCAUGUAGUCGAUGAGACUUUUGCCGUUUGACCAUAUUUUUUUUUUCCAGGUCCUUUUGUUUAUCAAAACUCGUUUCAUUUAUGACUUGAGGGCCUUUGGUUGGCCAAUUAAAAUUCAAGCCUGCACCCCUCGUUAAAAUUAAUAACUAAUGCAAGCUCAGUCAGGAAAAGCCCUCAAAAUGACAUUGAGUUACCCACUCAACUAAUUAAGUUAUGUUUGAUCCAAGAAGGUGCUCUAGCUUGAAAGGCAAAAAAGACGAAAAGUUACACAGGAUCUUUUUUUUCUUGUUUUGUGACAAGUAGACGCACUCACAUCUGUUCAAGGUCAGUUUGUUCCUUUGUAAAUUCCUGCUGUAUUUCAACACACACAUGUACACACACACACACCCACAUACAUAAAGGUUUAGUGGCUGUAUUCGAAGGCUCAGCUUCCAUGUGCCUUCUCUGCACCCAGCUCUCCCUGUGUUGCAGAUCUGUCAGCUGGAACGUAAACAUGUUUGUCACAACUUUUUCAUCUUUCGAUUGCCAAAAAUAUACAUAAACUUAAGAAAACUGAAAUGUAUGCUUGUGUUUUUGCCUUUUUUUUUUUUUUUUUUUUUUUUUAUCGGUACAAAUGUUUGUGCAGCAUUAGUUACAACAGACCAAGGAGUGGUAAGGAGAGAUAAAGUUGGUACUGUGAAAAUUAAAGCUGGAUUAUUUCAGGGCUGGCAUCCUGCAGAGGGAGAUAAAGAGCUGCCAGGUCUUGUCCUGCCUCCAACUGUGUGUGUGUGUGUGUAUGUGUGUGUGUGUAUGUGUGUGUGUGUCCUUUAGAUUAAAAACAUUUCUUUAAGAGAGUUUUAUGGCAGAACAGACUAUUGUCCUGGCAGUAUUUUCUCAGUAUUUGUUGUUGUAGUGGUUGCUGGGGGGGAUAAAAGUUUUUUCUCUAUCUGUCCCUACUUUGGUUCUAGUGCCAUACAACUGUGAGCACUGAUUUAUUCACCUUCUCACAAUAAAAGUACUAACAAUUUG
Molecule: messenger RNA, 3662 nt
Organism: Myripristis murdjan (pinecone soldierfish)
Lineage: Eukaryota; Metazoa; Chordata; Actinopteri; Holocentriformes; Holocentridae
Gene: hs2st1a
Product: heparan sulfate 2-O-sulfotransferase 1a
Exons: 7
Coding region: 462-1541 (359 amino acids)
Cellular component (GO): membrane
Molecular function (GO): heparan sulfate 2-sulfotransferase activity
Source: RefSeq, a predicted model, not a curated record